UGGCGCCACUGCACUCCAGCCUGGGCGACAGAGCCAGACCCUGUCUCAAAAAAACAAAAGAAGAGAGGCCCCCACUCUGUGCUGCACUCCUGGAUGGAAGCCUCGAGGGGAGCGCGUGCAGGGCGGAGGCCUCAUGAAUAAUUGAGGGUCUCAGGCAGGCGGCCGUCCCGCAGAUGUCGCCCCGCCGCAGGCGGGGAGGGGGCGGCGGUGACAUCACUUCCUCCCCUGCGGGGUCCCCGUGUGGGUUAUAAGGCGCUGCAACCCUGGCCCGCACAGCGCCUUGGACCCGUUGGACGCCCACCAUGCCGCCCCGAGGGCCAGCCUCUGAGCUGCUGCUGCUGCGGCUGCUCCUGCUGGGGGCGGCCACCGCUGCUCCCCUGGCACCGAGACCCUCCAAGGAGGAGCUGACCCGCUGUCUGGCAGAGGUGGUCACAGAGGUGCUGACCGUGGGCCAGGUCCAGAGAGGACCCUGCACUGCUCUUCUCCACAAGGAGUUGUGCGGGACAGAGCCCCACGGCUGUGCGUCCACCGAGGAGAAAGGCCUGCUGCUUGGGGAUUUCAAGAAGCAGGAGGCUGGGAAGACGAGGUCCAGCCAGGAGGUGAGGGAUGAGGAAGAGGAGGAGGUGGCAGAGAGGACCCACAAGUCCGAGGUCCAGGAACAAGCCGUCCGCACGCAAGGGCACUGCCAGCUCCACCAGGAGGAGGAGGAGGAGAGGAAGAGGGGGCCCAUGGAGACCUUUGAGGACCUGUGGCAGCGGCAUCUAGAGAAUGGAGGGGACCUCCAGAAGCGGGUGGCAGAGAAGGCCAGUGACAAAGAGACGGCCCAGUUCCAGGCAGAGGAGAACGGGUUGCAGGUGCUGGGCGGGGACCGCAGCCUGUGGCAGGGGGCCGAGAGAGGCGGAGGAGAGAAGCACGAAGACUCGUCCCACCACCACCACCACCACCAGCCAGAGGCUGAGGCCAGGCAGAAGGAGGAGGAGGCUUCGGAGAGGGAGGAACAGGUGGAGCGGCUGGAGCACUUGAGAGAUGAACUGAAGAAGGUGACAGAGACGCUGGGGGAGUAGCUCAGGAGGGAGGGCUGACCCCUGUCUCAGGCCCUCCUUCCUCCCGACACACCCUGUGGCUUAGGACUGUUGACCCCAAAGCCUCCACCUCACCUGGCACCCGCCACGCCACGCUACCCAAACAGGGGAGGAGACGGACGUGCCUUGGAACCACACCCAAGGAGGCGAGUCUGAGCUGGGCCAGGGGCUGGGCUCAGCCCUGACACAGGAAGCACCCCCACACCUAUGUACUCCCACUCCAACCCUUCUGAGUGAAUAAAGCACAAAGAAACGCA
This is a messenger RNA of Nomascus leucogenys (northern white-cheeked gibbon), 1339 nucleotides long. RefSeq names its product coiled-coil glutamate rich protein 2 (gene CCER2). NCBI's taxonomy places the organism in Eukaryota, Metazoa, Chordata, Mammalia, Primates, Hylobatidae. The record is from RefSeq and is a predicted model, not a curated record.